ACCAUAUUCAUAAGUCAUAACAAGACUAGGAUUUAGAUAAUAAUCAUCUUAAAACGUCAUCGCUUUUAGGUGUUUCCUUCCCCCAACCUUAAGACACCUCUUUUCUCUAAACAAACCUCAACCAUCUCCAUUGGUCAAAUCUUCUCUCGUAAUAUAUCUCAUCUAUAUAUUUACACAGACACACGUAUAGACUUUUAAAAGAGCUUCAAGAAGAUCUUUCGUCAGUGAUGGAGGCAAUCACGAGUUUCAAGGAUCUACCAUUCUUCUUCUCAGUCUUCGUCUUCGUCUACCUCCUCGGUUACUUAUACGUCUUCCGCAGAUGGAGCCCAGCGUCUCGCCCCUUAGCCUCCAGCUGCUUAAUCUCCCUCCUCCACGGCGUCUCCGCCGUCUUCCUCGCCGCGCGCGCUCUCCUCUCCGAUCCUAACCGCGGCUUCUCCUCCCCCAACACCCAGUCCCAAAACUCCGUCCUCGACUUCAGCUCCGCUUAUUUCCUCGCCGAUCUCCUCCACCUCGCCGUCUUCCCCUCUCCCGCCGGCGGAGACGGGCUCUUCGCCGCGCACCACGCCGCCGUGCUAUUCGUCUUCCUCACGUGCCGGUACCUCGUCGCCCACGGCGCGUGCGCUCUCCUCGCGCUCCUCAUCGUCGCCGAGGCGACGAGCGCGUGUCAGAACUCGUGGACACUCGCGGACGCGCGCGGUCCCGACGCUCCUCUCGCGGUGAGUCUGCACCGUUUCGUCACGGUGCCGUUUUACGCUUCGUACAGCGUUUGCAGGUGCGUUCUGGCGCCGAUGCUUAUCGUUAAGAUGACGUGGUUUUACGUCAGUGGAGGGGCUGAUGACGUCAUACCCAGAUGGGUUUGGGUGUCGUGGACCGUCGUUAUUGUCGUUGCCGUUUCCGUUAGUGUUCUUUGGAUUCGGAAUUUGUGGGUACUAUUCUUCAAAGAAAAAAGAAAUUCUAAAAUUGCUAAAAAGAUUCAAUAAAAAUUUAUACUUUUGAUUUUUCC
This is a messenger RNA of Brassica oleracea var. oleracea, 1003 nucleotides long. RefSeq lists its product as uncharacterized. The record is from RefSeq and is a predicted model, not a curated record. The transcript has a single exon. NCBI's taxonomy places the organism in Eukaryota, Viridiplantae, Streptophyta, Magnoliopsida, Brassicales, Brassicaceae. Gene Ontology annotation, cellular component: membrane. The coding region runs from base 228 to 980 and encodes 250 amino acids.